AUGCCGGGGCGCGGCGCGCUCUGCUUGGGGCUGCUGCUGCACGUCCUGCUGGGCUGCGACUCGGCGCAGCAGCCCGGCAGCUGCCCGGCCCCUUGCGUGUGCUCCGAGGCAGAAAAGACGGUGAAGUGCGUGAACGGGAACCUGUCGGCGGUGCCGCCCGACCUGCCGUCCUACGUGCGCAGCCUCUUCAUCACCGGCAACCACCUGGUCCGGCUGCCGGCCGGCGCCUUCUCCGCCCAGCGCCUUCCCGACCUCCGCGCCCUCAACCUCAGCGGUAACCACCUGCGGGCCGUGGAGGCCGACGCCCUGGCGGCCCUGCCCGCCCUGCGGCAGCUGGACCUCAGCGGCAAUCCCCUCGUCACCCUCAGCCCGCAGGCCUUCGGGGAGGGCGGCAGCCCGCUGGAGGAGCUGGCUCUCCGCGGAGCCCUGCGCGACCACGGCGUCCUCCUCAGCCUGGCUGCCAUGCUGCAGUCCGGGGCCCUACUCAACCUCAGCCGCCUGGAGCUGGCCGACAACGGGCUGGUGCUGCUGCCCGCCGGCAUGUUCACGGCCUUGCCCGUCCUGCGGCAGCUGGACCUCAGCAACAACUCCCUGGUGGGCUUGAGAAACAUCUCCUUCCAGGGGCUGGGCCAGCUGCAAAGCCUCGACCUCAGCAACAACUCCCUGGGGGUGCUGAGAAACAGCACCCUGGCCCAGUUCCGUGGCCUGCCUGCCCUCAGGCACAUCAACUUGGGCCGAAACACCUGGGUCUGUGACUGUGCCAUUGAGGACCUGGUGGCCUGGCUCAAGGAGAGCGACCAGGUGCAGGGCAAAGAUGGCCUGACCUGCUCCUACCCUGACAAGAUGCUAGGCAAAGCCUUGCUGAAGAUCAACAGCUCAGACCUGAACUGCUCUGUGCCCACAGACCUGCCUUCCCAGCUACAGACUUCAUAUGUCUUUUUAGGGAUAGUGUUGGCUCUCAUCGGGGCCAUUUUCCUCCUGGUUUUGUACUUGAAUCGAAAAGGCAUCAAAAAGUGGAUGCACAACAUCAGAGAUGCCUGUAGGGAUCACAUGGAAGGCUACCACUACAGAUAUGAGAUCAAUGCAGACCCCAGGUUAACAAACCUAGGCUCCAACUCUGAUGUCUGA
Molecule: messenger RNA, 1128 nt
Organism: Calypte anna (Anna's hummingbird)
Lineage: Eukaryota; Metazoa; Chordata; Aves; Apodiformes; Trochilidae
Gene: TPBG
Product: trophoblast glycoprotein
Exons: 1
Coding region: 1-1128 (375 amino acids)
Biological process (GO): negative regulation of canonical Wnt signaling pathway
Cellular component (GO): plasma membrane
Molecular function (GO): protein binding
Source: RefSeq, a predicted model, not a curated record